UGCCUUCUAAGAUUUCCAUAUAUAAAAGAGAUAGAAGGUGAUGAUAAAGACUCUAUAGAUGAAAUUGAAUCUUGAUAUAUAUCAUACUCAAAGAUAUCAGUGUUGAGAGAUUAUGGGUAAAGGAAGAGCACCCUGUUGUGAUAAGAGUCAAGUAAAGAAGGGUCCGUGGAGUCCUGCAGAGGAUUUGAGGCUCGUCACUUUCAUUCAGAAGCAUGGACAUGAAAACUGGAGGGCUCUUCCUAAACAAGCAGGGUUGUUAAGAUGUGGGAAAAGUUGUCGUUUGAGAUGGAUUAAUUACCUAAGACCUGACGUAAAGAGAGGGAACUUCACCAAAGAGGAAGAGGAAGCCAUAAUAAAACUGCACCAAACGUUAGGGAACAAGUGGUCUAAAAUUGCAUCCCAUUUUCCGGGCAGAACAGAUAAUGAGAUCAAGAACGUCUGGAACACUCACUUGAAGAAAAGAUUGGCAUUUAAAGUCCCACAUUCAAGCGGGGGCGAAUUAAAGGAAUCAUCCUCUAUCUCCUCUUCUUCGUCCAGCACAAUCAUGUCAGGUGGGAAAAGAAAUAUGGCAAUAGAACUUGAUGAUCAAUGGAAACAUGUCUCCGUGACCAAGAGGACUCGUGUUUUGGAAGAUAUACAGGAUUUGCAUAUGGAAGUAACUCGAGAUGAAUUUAGAACAACUAAUAAGGAAGCCCAAGAAUUGCCAAGUUCCUCUUCUUCUUCCUCUUCCGAUAAUUCCAAUGUCACAAACUAUAGUCAAGUUGAUGUUUCUUUGCCAGAUGAUCAAAUGGGUUCGCUUUUCAACUUUUCAGGAGCUUACGUUCGUAAUACAUUAGAGGAGGUGAGCAAACCAGAGAUCCAAGACAUUGCAGCAGUUGAGAUUCCUUCCGAGUCAGAUUUAGAUUUUUGGAACAUGUUAGAUGGAUUAUAUUCGUUGCAAACUAAUGAGGAAGUCCAAUUACAUAAUGUUGAGACAAACAAAAACUCAAGUCUUGGAGUUGAAUAUAAUGGGGAAGUCGAGAAUAGGAAGUGGCUGCGUUACUUGGAAAAUGAACUUGGCCUGGAGCCAGCCAGGGAUGGAAAGCAGCAAAAUUUACCAGAAGAUGCAGCUGAAUCAUUUUUAGUCCCUGAAAAUUACCAGUUUGAGAUACCCAUGAAGCCGGAAGUCAACUCCGGGAUGGAAUAUUAUCAUUUGUGGCCUUCUUUAUGAAACAAUUUCACUAUAAAAAAAAAAGUAAAGCUACUA
Messenger RNA from Hevea brasiliensis (rubber tree), 1246 nucleotides. RefSeq names its product transcription factor MYB63. NCBI's taxonomy places the organism in Eukaryota, Viridiplantae, Streptophyta, Magnoliopsida, Malpighiales, Euphorbiaceae. Bases 113 to 1210 code for a protein of 365 amino acids. The transcript is spliced from 3 exons. The record is from RefSeq and is a predicted model, not a curated record.